Messenger RNA from Xenopus tropicalis (tropical clawed frog), 1485 nucleotides. Its product is annotated as cleavage stimulation factor subunit 3-like. The transcript is spliced from 3 exons. The record is from RefSeq and is a predicted model, not a curated record. The coding region runs from base 1 to 330 and encodes 109 amino acids. NCBI's taxonomy places the organism in Eukaryota, Metazoa, Chordata, Amphibia, Anura, Pipidae.
AUGUGGGGUUCUUACCUUUGCUUUGAUACUGUAGCCAGGAACAAUGGACCAUUCGUACAGGUUGAUGAGAUUAUGGAAAUCUUGCGGAGGUGCAAGCUGCCGGACACAGUGGAAGAGGCGGUGAGGAUCAUUACAGGAAGCCAGGCAGAGAUGAACAUGGAGGGGAACGGACCAGUUGAAGUCAACACACUACUAAAUAAAUCUGUGAAAAGACCCAAUGAGGAUUCCGACGAUGAAGAAGAGAAGGGGUCUGUGGCCAUCUUUCCUUUCUCAGUGAUUCCUUGUGGCUGGGCGGUGCACAUUGCUUGUAGAUUGCAACGUAGAAGCUAAAAGCUGAACAUUUACACUACUGAGCCCAGGGCCAGAGGGAUGAUCCAGAGAAAGGAAAAAGAUGGUGCUCACUAGAAUACAACUCUGGCUCUGAGGUAACGGAUAAUAAUUACUGGGGGUACCUAACUAGUCAGCAAGCCAAGUGAUUCAGUCUUUCCUUGUCCUUAAAGUGGCCAUACAUGGGCUGACCCAUACUGGAUGGAACAGGUGGAUAUCAUACAAGGUAUGGCCAGAUUUAUAUUGUUCUUUAUUUGCCAUACAUGCCCAGAGGGUCAGGUAAAAUUAGCCAAAAUGCCUCACCAGAUGUGGGCAUACAUGGCAAGCUUAAGGCCCCAUGCACAACGCUGGUUUUUGUUCAUUAUUGCAAUCAUUCGCACUGUCCUUACCAAGCUGCCGCAUUUCAGUGGGUACAUGGGUACAUGAACAGCAUGCAGUCGAUGUCCAGGCAACCAAUCAAGCCUCAUUUUAUAAAAGGGGUUUUUACUGUAAUAUUUAGCUAAACAUUUGCAUUUUUAGACCAAUCAUUCUGAGCACUGUUGGGUGGGAUUAUGGAUAAAAAGUGCUGAGUUUCAGUCUUACAUCUCUUUACCCCCAACUUACACAUCCGCCACCUUACCAAUGAGAUUGUGCUAUACCAUAGCAUCGUACAACUAUUUAGUAGCGCAUUGUUACAAAGGAGAGACCAUAUAACGUCCAUAGUGAUUCUACAGGGUGCUGAGCUUGGUUUGCCUGCAGACCUGAUUGGUUUAUCCCGGAACAGGCUCCAUUGCCUUUCCAACCAAUGACACUUUCGCAUUCUAAAACACAGGAGAACUUUUCAGCAGCACCAAAGCGCAUGUGCUAGGGCAAAGUUAUAGUGAAUGGUGGGUUCCUAACAAAUGGCCCCCCACCCACUAACAGCCUCCAGUCUCUACAUUAAAACUUAUGGCGUGACUGCUAAUGAUGAAAAGCCAAUGCAGAUCAAGGGCAUGUCCCCCCCCCCCCAUGCAGUUAAAUCACCUGUUUGCCUGUUGGGACCUGCCAUUUCUCUGCCCCAACAAUAAUACUCAUGGCAAUGGCGUGUUUAUCAGCUGCUUUCAUCCAGGGCAAUAGUCUUCUGCUGACAGUGCCAUGUUAAGGCUGAUGCCACACGUGGCGUAGGGCUGAUUUUUUCGG